AUGGAUCAACAACGCUUUUUGCAGCAGUUGCAGAUCGUCCUUGACCCUUCCCAGGGAAACGUCAAGGAGGCCACUGGCAUCCUGCAAAGAGAGUUUUACAACAAGCCGCAGUCUUUGGUCCUCUUGACACAGAUUGCCACUGGCCAUGAGGAUCCCAAUCUCCGCCAGCUGGCGGCUGUCGAGGCUCGUGGUCUUGUCCAAAAACACUGGCUGAAGGUUCCCGUGGACCAGAAGCCCCAGGUUCGGGAGCAGCUGCUUCGCUCGACCAUGGGCGAAAGCUCUGCUCUCGUCCGACACUCCGUUGCCCGGAUCAUCUCCGCCAUUGCGAAGAUUGAUCUGCAAGACGGCGAGUGGGCAGAUUUGCCGAACAUUCUCCUACAGGCCGCCGCAGGGGGCAACAAGGAGGAAAGGGCGGUUGCCAUUUACAUCUUGUUUACCAUCUUGGAGACCCUCGGUGAAAGCUUUGAGGAGAAGUUCCAGGACCUGUUCACCUUGUUCAGCAAGACAAUUCAGGAUCCCGAGAGUGCCGAGGUGCGCAUCAACACCCUGCUGGCUCUGAGCAAGCUGGCCUAUCACCUUGACUCUGAGGAGAACGUGGCCCCAGUGAAGGCCUUCCAGAACAUGGUGCCUUCAAUGGUCGCUGUUCUCAAGGAUGCUAUCGAUCAGUCUGAGGAGGACCGCAUCAUGCAGACGUUUGAGGUCUUCCAGACCCUGCUGAGUCUGGACCCGGCCCUUUUGACCGUUCACUUGAAGGACCUUGUUGUCUUCAUGAACGAACUCGCCGCCAACACUCAGGCCGACGAGGACGUCCGUACCCAGGCCAUCAGCUUCUUGAUGCAGUGCGUUCAGUACCGUAAGCUCAAGAUUCAGGGCAUGCGCCUCGGUGAACAACUUACUCGUACUGCGUUGCAAAUCGUCACCGAGCUCGACGAGGCCCCAGCUGAUGAUGACGACAUCACACCCCCUCGCUCUGCUCUUGGUCUUCUUGACAUCCUUGCCCAGAGCCUGCCUCCUAGCCAGGUGGUUGUGCCUCUACUCCAAACACUGGGCCAGUAUUUCACCAGCACUGAUCCCAACUACCGCCGUGCUGGUAUCAUGGCUCUCGGCAUGUGUGUCGAGGGUGCUCCUGACUUUAUCAGCACCCAAAUGAAGGAGAUCUUCCCCAUGGUUCUUCAGCUUCUCGCGGAUCCUGAGCCUAAAGUCCGUCAGGCGUCUUUGCAUGCCGUUGCACGGUUGGCUGAUGACCUCGCUGAGGAUCUCACUGCGGAGCACGAGCGUCUUAUGCCGUUGCUCUUCAAGAACCUGGCCAGCGCCAUGCAGGAGUACAAGGGCGAAGAGGAUGGCCCUAUCAUGGACAUCAUGAAGGCCGGUAUCAGUGCCAUCGACGCUGUUGUUGACGGUCUCGAUGAGAAAGACGUCGCUCCAUAUCAGGCUGAGCUUGUGCCUAUCCUGCACGAGCUCUUCAAGCACCCUGACUUCAAGAUCAAGGGUCUCGCGGCUGGUGCUCUUGGCUCGCUCGCCUCUUCUGCCGGUGACUCCUUCCUCUCAUUCUUCGAUGAAUCCAUGCACCUUCUCCAGGAGUUCGCAGCUGUCAAGGACAGUGAGGAAGAGCUCGAUCUCCGCGCCAGUGUCACCGACGCUAUGGGUGAAAUGGCUGCUGCCGCUGGACCUGAGCGCUACCAGCCUUACGUCGAGCCCUUGAUGCGUGCAACAGAGGAGGCACUCCACCUCGGUCACUCGCGCCUCAAGGAGAGCACCUACAUUUUCUGGGGUGCUAUGGCUAAGGUUUACUCGGAGCAGUUCUCUCCCUUCCUUGAUGGUGUUGUCAAGGGUUUGUUCGAUUGCAUCGAGCAGGACGAGAACGAUCUCGAGCUUGAUCUCGGUGCUGCCGCCAAAGACCUCAUCGGCCAGGAAGUCACUGUUGCUGGUCGUAAAGUCAAGGUCGCCAGUGCCGACGACGACGACGAGCUCGAUGGCGACAUUGAGGAUGUGGACUUCGACGAGGACGACGAUGAUGCUUGGGACGAUAUCACUGCUACCACCCCCCUUUCUCUCGAAAAGGAGAUUGCCGUUGAGGUGAUUGGUGAUCUAGUCACUCACACUCGUAGCUCCUUCUUGCCCUACUUCGAGAAGACCAUCGAGACUGUGAUGCCCCUCGCUGAACAUCCUUAUGAGGGCGUCCGUCGAAGCACCAUCAGCACUCUUCACCGCUCUUACGCGAUGCUCUUUGCCAUCGCAGAGGAGAGCGGCCAAAUGCCGAAGUGGCAGCCUGGUCUGCCGCUCCAGGUCCAGCCUGCCAAGGAAGUCCAGAAGUUCGGUGAGAUCUUGAUGACUGCCACUAUCAAGAUGUGGGCUGAGGAAGACGACCGUGCCACCGUCGCUGACAUCAACCGCAACAUGGCCGAGAACCUCCGCUACUGCGGCCCUUCUUUGAUCGCCAACGAGACUGUGCUACACAAUGUCAUUCAGAUGGUCACCGACAUCAUCACCAAGCAGCACCCUUGUCAGAUGGAGUUCGGUCCUGAAGAAGAGACCCUCGAGGCUGGUGAGGAGACUUCUGAGUUCGAUUGGGUUGUCGUCGACACUGCCCUGGAUGUUGUAUCCGGCAUGGCUGCCGCCCUCGGUCAGAGCUUUGCCGAGCUCUGGAAGGUCUUUGAGAAGACCAUCCUUCGCUAUGCCAGCAGCACCGAGUCUCUUGAGCGUGCCACGGCCGUCGGUGUCCUCGCUGAAUGCAUCAACGGCAUGGGCGCAGCUGUCACUCCCUUCACUGGUUCCUUCUUGAAGCUGCUCUUGCACCGUCUUGGCGACGAGGAUACCCAGACUCGAUCCAACGCCGCUUACGCAGUUGGUCGCCUGGUGGAGCGCUCCAACGCGGAUGCUGAGAUUGUCAAGGCCUUCCCGUCUAUCUUCGGCCACCUGGAGUCUUGCUUGCAGAUGAAUGUUUCCCGUCUGCAAGACAACGCUACCGGCUGUGUGUCGCGCAUGAUCCUGCGUCACCCGCAGCAUGUUCCCACCAAGGACGUUCUGCCCGCUUUGGUGAACAUCCUGCCCUUGAAGAACGACUUUGAGGAGAAUGAUCCUCUCUACCGCAUGAUCUGCCAGAUGUACAAGGCGGAAGAUUCUACCAUCCGGGAGUUGACCCCGCGCCUGCUCCCCGUGUUCCAGGCUGUCCUGACCGGCGAUGAAGAUCAGCUCGACGACGAACGUCGCGCUGAACUUAUCGAGCUUGUCAAGUGGUUGAACCAGAUGCAGCCCGGCGCUGCUCCCUGGGCUGAGCAGCUGUAA
Molecule: messenger RNA, 3285 nt
Organism: Penicillium oxalicum
Lineage: Eukaryota; Fungi; Ascomycota; Eurotiomycetes; Eurotiales; Aspergillaceae
Product: putative importin beta-4 subunit
Exons: 4
Coding region: 1-3285 (1094 amino acids)
Biological process (GO): protein import into nucleus
Cellular component (GO): nucleus; cytoplasm
Molecular function (GO): small GTPase binding; nuclear import signal receptor activity
Source: RefSeq, a predicted model, not a curated record